Messenger RNA from Tribolium castaneum (red flour beetle), 1659 nucleotides. Its product is annotated as facilitated trehalose transporter Tret1-like. NCBI's taxonomy places the organism in Eukaryota, Metazoa, Arthropoda, Insecta, Coleoptera, Tenebrionidae. Gene Ontology annotation, molecular function: transmembrane transporter activity. Gene Ontology annotation, cellular component: membrane. The record is from RefSeq and is a predicted model, not a curated record. Gene Ontology annotation, biological process: transmembrane transport. The transcript has 2 exons. The coding region runs from base 190 to 1572 and encodes 460 amino acids.
UUGAAAUAAAAUUCCCAAUUUUCACUUUCACCCUUGAACUUGAAUAGUCGACACGUGCCCAUGUUAUAUCAUGCACUAAUUUCAACCCGAAAAAUAAAUUUCAAUUUCCUUAUCAGCGAUUUAUAGGACACACUACUACAAUAAAUUUGCAUAUUAUCACUUUCGUUGCACCUUUUACGCUACCUGUCAAUGUUGUUAAAUAAUUCGUUGGGUAAACACACCACGAUGAACCUCCACCAUUUUGCAACGAUUUUUGCCGCAAUCGUUGUCCCUUCAUUGAUUUGCGGCAUUUACGAAGCCUGGACCUCUGCCUACGUCCCAAAACUGGAAAUCGAAAAUUCCUUCACAAAUUCGGACGGUUCCUGGAUCACCAUAUCACUGUGUGUUGGCGGCCUCACAGGAGCCCUAAUCUCUUUCCCACUUUUUGACAAAUGGGGGCGGAAAAAAUCACUUCUGACCACCACAAUUCCCUUCAUGGUGUCACCUCUACUCUUGGCUUUUGGCAAUUCGGUUGCGAUUUUUUGCGCAGCGAGAUUUUUCGCAGGAAUGGGAAUUGGCGGUUGUUUGGCAAUUAUACCGCAGUUUGUGGGCGAAAUAGCGCAUGAGACGGUCAGAGGGGCUUUGGGCACGUGUAUCUACGUUUUGCAAGUUUUCGGAAUGUUGUUUAUCAACGUGAUUGGCUCGUAUUUGAGCAUCAAGACCAGUUCUUUCAUCUUGUUUGGUAUUGGAGUUGUGUAUUUGUUGCUUUUUAUUUUUGUGGUUGAAAGUCCGUAUUUUCUGAUCAUGAAGGGGGAGAAUGAGGGGGCCAGAAAGGCUCUACGUAUUUUUCGAAAUGGAGGCGAUGUUGAUAGCGAGUUUAAGAGGAUAAGUCAAGCAGUGGCUGAGCAAAUUGACAAUAAAGGCCAAUUUUCCGAUUUAUUCAAAAUCAAAACGAACCGAAGAGCUUUGCUGAUUGUAUUCAUUUCGGUCAACGCCAAACAACUAACUGGUGAUUUCACCUUAGACACUUACUCCCAAACAAUUUUCAACCAACUUUGCGACAUUCCUCCAAUGAUGUUUGCUGUGAUUUUUUACUCAACCAAAUUGAUCGUAGUCUUCAUUUCGUCUUUUUUCAUUGAUAAAAUCGGACGUCGUCCAACAUUUCUCAUUUCCCUCUUUGGUUCAGGUGUGAUUUUUUUAAUUAUCGCCGCUUACUUACACAUUGCUCUGCACACAGAUGUGGUCAUUAGUGACUUUGUCAAGAAAAUAAUGAUUUUUGUUAUGGUGUUGUUUACCAUAUUUUAUAGUUUUCUUGUAGCCGUUCCGGUAUUGUUGUUGGGUGAGUUGUUUCCAAUGAACGUGAAAGCUUUUGUUUCGAUGUUGUAUGUUAUACAUUUUUUCGUAGCGUCGUUUGUGGCCACCAAACUGUUCCAGGUUAUAACCGACUGUGAAUAUCUCGGUAUGGAUGUUGCGUUUUUUGCCUACUCGUUGUCCUGUUUUAUUCAUUUUUUAUUGGUGUUUAAGUUUGUGUUUGAGACGAAGGGGAAAACAUUGGAGGCAAUACAAGAAGACUUACGUAGUUCUUUUAGAUAGUGGAGUAAAAUAUUUACGAAUACUUUUACGUUUUUUUUUAUAUUUUGUAUAUAUUGCAAAGUUGAAUAAAUAUUAAUUAUUUUUCUA